GUCAGAGUGUUGUCAUUCUCAGUCACCCGUAAAGACUCUUAGCAUUGGGCGUGGAGCAGGCAAAGGCAAAGACCUUCAAAGCAUCCGACAUCUAGGAGGCAAAGCAGUGUCGCAUCCACUACGGCCAGAGACGGUGGCUACUGCACAGGCCGACUGAGACUGCUCGCCACCAGGUACCUCUACAAUCGAUUUUCCUUUUCAGCAACUGUGGCCGCGAAAAUUAACGGGGCGGAGGGAAACCAGCAAAAUCGAGUGGAGGUUGUUCCGAGGAGGAGGCUAGGCCGGCGAGGUGAGUAGUGAACUGACAGCCUCUGCGUCUCUGGGAUCUGGCUCUGCGGCUUCCUACUUCAAGAAGAAGAAUACGGACAGGGGCUUCUGGUGUCAAGAUACGGUCUCAAUUCUUUGAACUUGACAGAGUGUUGUCAUUCUCAGUCACCCGUAAAGACUCUUAGCAUUGGGCGUGGAGCAGGCAAAGGCAAAGACCUUCAAAGCAUCCGACAUCUAGGAGGCAAAGCAGUGUCGCAUCCACUACGGCCAGAGACGGUGGCUACUGCACAGGCCGACUGAGACUGCUCGCCACCAGGUACCUCUACAAUCGAUUUUCCUUUUCAGCAACUGUGGCCGCGAAAAUUAACGGGGCGGAGGGAAACCAGCAAAAUCGAGUGGAGGUUGUUCCGAGGAGGAGGCUAGGCCGGCGAGGUGAGUAGUGAACUGACAGCCUCUGCGUCUCUGGGAUCUGGCUCUGCGGCUUCCUACUUCAAGAAGAAGAAUACGGACAGGGGCUUCUGGUGUCAAGAUACGGUCUCAAUUCUUUGAACUUGACAGGUAUAACCAUAGUCCACUCCUUAUAAGAUUCAACUAAUAGUACGAAGUACAUUGUUCCAUCCAUAGCAAUAGGGAAAUGAGACGAUUCAGGUAGUCUUCAAGCUCCAAAAACAACUGUUCCUUCUGUUUUAGGAUUCACCUGCUAUUCAAGAAACUAUCUGCACUCAAGGGUGUGAAGUUUGGUCCUCAAACAUGAUCCACUUUGCAUAUUGAACUUGCCAGAUCAAACUCUAGAAGGACAAAAAGACCAGAGCGCAGAUAGAAAGAGCAAACUUCAACAUAUUAGCCGGUUCUGGCCUUAAGGGGAAGCACUAUCAUUCCAUUAUAGGUAGGAAUCAUAAUAGAGCUGGGAUCGAUUUCAUAAUCAGAGUCCGUACGGGUAGUCAAUUACAGUUAUGGUCUCGCACUCGGAACGUCUAUGAACACACUCGCAGAGCUAAACCGGCUGUUCUCUUUGCUAUACCAAAUGAAUUUCGACUUCCUUAGUGUCACGACUCUCUUCUAUCAGUGAAGACGAAGUGAGAAAUUGGAAUCUGCCUUUUAACCGAACGAAACUCAAUUUAGUUAACGGUGUACUGUUCACUGGAGGAUCUUCCAAGAAGGGACCGUACAUUGAGAUUGUCAAGGGAAUUUUCCAGAUAGAGGGGCAGUUUGGCAGCUAGAAAAGCAAAAUCCCGCCUAACAGACUGAAGAUUCCGAUCAUUGAAGUUUUGGGCCAAUAUGCGGACCGUACAAAAACCACCUAUUGUCGUGGAGAGCAAAUGCUUCACAGCAGAGGUGUGACAACCUUCUUCGGAUUGCUGAAGAUGGAGCAGUAGAUAUUGUUUGACAGGGUACAAAUGUAAUGCCUAGAAGCUAACUCAAUGAAGUUCUUGACACUGAAUAAGGGCUUGAUUGGUCAAUCAAGGUACAAAGUUUGGAUUAUCAGAUUAUGAAUCAAUCGGAGCACUCAUUGUGGGUGCUCCUACGAUAGAUAAGUAAAAACAACGACGGGUAAAUGUGCUGGCAGAUUGUCCAGUGUGCAGCGAAGCGGAGGAGAAUGUUUUACAUCUUUUUUGUAAUCGUCCAUAAACUAGAGAAAUCUGAUCUAAGUUACGCACUCAGUUUGUGCGGCCAGUUGUUUCUUUUGCUAAGUGGAUGCAAGUUAUGUUUGAGAAGCUAAUAGAGGAGGAUUUGUGCAAAUUUAUAGUGUGCUUAUGGAGCAUUUGGAAACACCAAAACAACAAGGUCUGGAAGAAUGCAGAUUUUUGCAUUAGGAAUGUGAUAGUAGUGGGACCUGCAGCUUUGGGAGGUUGGCGUGAAGCACAACUACAGAGACAAAUAACAGGGAACGCAAAUCAUGAGGGAGCAAAGUGGGGGAAACUGGGAGUUGGGUGGAUUAAAGUAAACGUGGAUGCUGCAAUCAAUCAACAGACGGGAGUUAGAGCUUGGGUAUGGAUUGCACAGGAUGGGAAUGAACAGUUUAUUCAUGUCCAACGGGGGCGCGGGAAGUACGUGAAGCAAUGUUAUGGGCAAAGGAGAAAGGUUGGUCAUGUACGGUUGUUGAAACAUAUGCUUUGUUAGUGGUGACUGGGAUUUGGGGAGAGUCGGGUUUAUCUUAGGGGGAAUUUGACUAUGCACCCCACUUUUUGGGUGAUAUUGGACUUUGCACCCCGUUUUGAAAAAACUUUGAUUUUGCACCCCAUUUCACUUAAAAUUUCUUUGACUUUGCACCCCAUUUCACUUAAAAUUUCUUUGACUUUGCACCCCAUUUAGAAAUUAUUCUUCACAAAAUGAUAUGUUUUGUGGUGCAAAGUCAAUGUUUUUUGAAAAUGGGGUGCGAAGUCAAAUAUCACCCAAAAAGUGGGGUGCUAAGUCAAAUUCUCCAUUUAUCUUAUUAAGAUAUUAUUCUUCUUAUUAUGAUAUUAUUCUUGAUGAUAUUAGACAGAUGUUGCUUUCUGAUGAGAGCAUUGUUGUAAAUUGACUACUGUAAACGAUCUACGAAUUGAGCUGCUCAUAUUCUUGAUAGAGCAGGCAUUUCUUUGUUAGGCUGUCACGACACCUAUUAUACGGUGUUUGAUUGCAUUGUAAGCCAAUUGGCCAAUGAUUGCUUGAUCUAAUAUGGUUUGAACGUUUUCC
Messenger RNA from Cuscuta epithymum, 2943 nucleotides. The record is from the annotation of a GenBank genome assembly. NCBI's taxonomy places the organism in Eukaryota, Viridiplantae, Streptophyta, Magnoliopsida, Solanales, Convolvulaceae.